AUGGCAAGUACCCAGUUGACACCACGACCUAGAAUGACGAAAAAACACGAAAAGCCACGGCCUUUGAAACUUAAUCUUCGACACUCAAGUAUUGAUGAGAGAAUUGCUACAGUUGAAGACUUGGUCUCUCUCAUUGAUAAUGUAGCUUCGAAUUUAUCGAAUGGUUUUCACGACCCAACACUUCAGCAGAAUAUUAUUACUAUGUGUAAUACUUUAAAACAAUGUGCUCAUCAAUUCGAACCAGUUUAUAAAGAUCAAUUGGACAGAGCUUUUGUAGCCAUACGCAAUGGAAGCCAAGACGAAAGACUCGAUCUGACGACAAGAAUUCAUUUACUGGAGCUAAUUGAACUGAGAGCUAAGCAAUGGCGCUACAAUGACUCAAUGGAUGCUUACUAUGCAUCCAAGCUUGCUGAUUUAAAUGAACCGGAUAAUAUGAUCGGCGUUGAUGGGAUAAACAACCAAGUAGCAACCCUCAAUCUGACUUCACCCCAAACGCCUCCAGUGCUCGGUGUCGGUGAAGUUAUAAAAACCAGCGGAAAAUUCACUAAACCCACGCGAAUUCCCGGUAAAAAUUACUGCAAAGAUGAAGUUGUGAUUCGCAACAGCGACUCUGGAAAAGGGAAGACGUGUUCACAUGAUAGAGGAGCUCAGCGAGACGAUCAUCUCCUUUCAGCGAGUUACGCGAAAGAUUUAAUCAAGGAAACAAUCCAACGAAAUGCUUCACCAGUCCGAAUGGGACCGGCCAGAGCUGCUGACUCGAGCGGUAUCGGAGGAUCAAGCUCAUCUCUGAACAGCAGCGCUUCAGACGAAAGUAAUCGUCUUUCUCAGCAGUUCCAGCAGCCAUCGCAGAUUCGUUCAACACUGCUUCACAGCCUGUCGACCAAUGACGCGAGCAUUGGCGACUACAAGCACACCGUAAACGUCGGCAAUCAUUCAUUAAAAAUAACUGGAAGCAACUUGAAUCUUGUGAGAACAGCCAAAAUCAUUCUCGAUGAGCACUUUUCCAAGUGGUCUGGAGACAGUGGGAUCGAGAGUUUUGAUUUUACUGAUGACUUUCCAUCUUUUCCCAACACUCCUAUCAAUAAUCAGCAGAUCAAAAUCCCCGAUAAUAAUGCUAAUGUUGAUGUUGAUGCUGCUGUAAAAAGGGAAAAUAGCUUGGAGAGUAAUGCGACUUCCGAGAGCGAAGAAACUUUUAAGUCUAAUAAUCAAACGAUUAAAGAAAAAAUUAAUAAUCGACGAAACGGUCCUUACGCAAAGCGACCACCAGCUAACUGGGCGCGCAUAAAAGAAGAAUGUCCCAAUAUUAUUCGUAAGUCACCGAUUCGCUGGUUCGAACCGGACACUUACAAAGCCAAAGUCGCAGCCGCAGGGAUGAGAACUGUGCUGUCUUCAGCUGAAGAAAUUGAUUUAGAAUGA
Cotesia congregata is the source of this 1416-nucleotide messenger RNA. The record is from the annotation of a GenBank genome assembly. NCBI's taxonomy places the organism in Eukaryota, Metazoa, Arthropoda, Insecta, Hymenoptera, Braconidae.